AUGACAAAAGUACUGGUUACAGGCGGCACAGGCUUUAUCGCAGCACAUAUCAUUGUCCAACUGCUGGAACGAGGCUACCAUGUUGUCACGACUGUACGAAGCGACGACAAGGGGAGAUCUGUCUUGAACGUUCACAAUAGCACGGACGUCAAGGACAGAUUGAGCUACAAGAUUGUGAAGGACGUGGCUCAACCUGGUGCUUACGACGAGGCUGUGAGGUCAAUUGCGAACCUCGACUUCGUGAUACAUGCCACAUCACCAGUUGUCUUUAGUGUUGAAGAUCCUGUCAGGGACAUGCUUGAACCUGCAGUGAACGGCACCACAAACAUACUCAAAGCUGUGAAAGCUUAUGCUCCUUCCGUGAAGCGUGUGGUGUUGCUGUCGUCUUAUGCAGCGAUGAGGGACGAUGACAGGAAGCCUCCGCCAGUUUACGAUGAGUCAUGGUGGAAUCCAAUUACCUGGGAGGAAGCUGUGCAGAACCCGAAGAAGACAUACCAAGGAAGCAAAGCGCUCUCCGAAAGAGCGGCUUGGGAUUUCAUGAGAGACGAAAAUCCAUCUUUCGAACUGGUCGCAAUCCAUCCUUCGCGUGUUUUCGGUCCUGCAGCACCACAUCUGAUUAGAGGAGAGCUUGACAAAGUGAACACUACCAAUAUGGUCAUAUUAGACAUGGUACAAGGCAAGAUGAAGGACAAGCUCGAGCCGACGGGAUUUUACAGCUGGGUUGGCGUUCGCGACGUGGCCCUUGCACAUGUUCGAGCCCUAGAGGUACCAGAAGCAGCUGGUAGGAGGUUCUUCUUGAUCGCUGGAUACCACUCGAACAAGGAAAUUGUCGAGAUCAUAAAGUCAAUGAGCCAUGAGCCAUGA
This is a messenger RNA of Lithohypha guttulata, 864 nucleotides long. Its product is annotated as methylglyoxal reductase (NADPH-dependent) gre2. The transcript has a single exon. The record is from RefSeq and is a predicted model, not a curated record. Lineage: Eukaryota; Fungi; Ascomycota; Eurotiomycetes; Chaetothyriales; Trichomeriaceae. Bases 1 to 864 code for a protein of 287 amino acids. Gene Ontology annotation, molecular function: oxidoreductase activity, acting on the CH-OH group of donors, NAD or NADP as acceptor.